UCUGUAAAGUCGAAGAAGAAUGAGAAAUAGACGUGAACGGUGACGAAAGUGAGUGAAAUCAGGCGGCGUUACACAACGGACAAGUGAACGAAGCGUGUGAGAGAAACGUUAUGCUCUGGGAGGAGGCUGAGUUUGGGCAGGUGAGUCCAUCCAGGUGCUCAGUGUGAGUGUGAAAACUCUAGUGUGUGGUUUAGUGCGAGGAAGGAGCCGGGGUGAGACUUACGGCGGCUGUAGCCCUCACCGCCAUGGCUACAGCGAAGAUGAAGCCGCCUGGCGUUAGUCUUCUCUUAGCAUUAUGUUACAUCUCAGUGGUUUCUGCUCAAUAUAGCUUAGGACAAGGACUUCAGCGCGAAAUAUUCUUCCUGAAGUUAGAAGAUGGUUACUUCGGCUGCCAAGUGAACGAGUCGACGGAAGUCCUUCAGUUGUUUGAAGUUUCCCGACUCUGCGACGGCACCCCGAACUGCUUCCUCGGAUCCGACGAGAACAUCAACGAACUCAAGUGCACGAACAACUGUCCGUACACGCAAGGCCACAAGUGUGUGAACGGCGCCUGUCUGGACGGCCUGUGUCACUGCGACGAUGGCUUCGGCGGCUGCGGCUGCAACUCGCCAGACGAGAACGAGUGCAAGUACCGGCCGUGCGACGUGUUCGCCGCGUGCACCAACACGCUGGGCUCCUUCACCUGCACCUGUUUCCCCGGCUACGAGGGCGACGGCUUCGAGUGCUCCGACAUCGACGAGUGCCUUGAUCCCGCCCUGGCCGCCAAGUGCGUGGAGCAUGCCGAGUGCUGUAACCUGCCCGCCCACUACACCUGUGAGUGCAAGGAGGGCUUCACCGGCGAUGGCUACACGCAGUGCUUGGACAUCGACGAGUGUGCGAAUCCCAGGGCGUGUGGCAGCAAUGCUGUCUGCACCAACCAGCUCGGCAACUACACCUGCACGUGUCCCGAAGGCUACAUCGGCAACCCGUACACUGGGUGUGCUGACUUGGACGAGUGCGAGCGUUCUAACACCUGCGGGCCCAGCGCCAAGUGCAUCAAUCGUGAAGGAGGACAUGACUGUGAGUGCCCUGUCGGCUAUCAGGGCGACCCAUACUCACGCAGCGGCUGCCAGGACGUCAACGACUGCGAAAGGAGUCCCUGUGCCGCCAACGCGUUGUGCGUGGACGGCAUCAACAACUUCACGUGCGCCUGUCCGCCUGGCUUCGUCGGUGACCCUUACAACAUGUACGGCGCCUGCAAAGAUAUUAACGAGUGCGUCGACCCGGCGGAGAAUGAGGUGGAGGUGACAACGCUGAUCCCGUCGGGGCUGGACUUGGCCUCCAACUGGUCAUUCCCUUGCGGCGCCUCGGCCACCUGUGUGAACACCCAAGGCUCUUACGAGUGUGUGUGUCCUGCUGGCUUCACGGGCAAUCCUCAGCAGGCGUGCUCCGACAUCAACGAGUGCGGGCUGGCCACCACGUGCAGCCCCAACGCCAAGUGCCUCAACGUGCCCGGCUCCUUCAAGUGCUUUUGUCCACCCGGCUUCGAAGGGGACGGGGAGCAGACCUGCAGCAACGUAGACGAGUGCCUCAACAACCCCUGCGGUGCCAACGCUGACUGCCUGGACAGCGUGGGCAGCUACUCAUGUCAGUGCCGGCAAGACUUUACAGGAGACCCCUACGUAGGCUGUGUUGACAUCGAUGAGUGUCAGGCGUAUGACCGGCCAUGCGGGAUCAACGCGGUGUGUCAGAACGCCCAGCCUGGCUACACCUGUCUGUGUCCCCAGGGCUUCACGCCGCGGCCGAGUCCUCAGGUGCUUUGUGAGCAGGCCAGCGUCAGCAUCCUGUGUCAUUCGAAUUUCGACUGUGUAAACAACGCUCAAUGUGUGGAGGGUCAGUGUUUCUGCCGUGAUGGCUUCAAGGCCGUCGGAGCGGAGUGUCGUGACGAGGAUGAAUGCCAAACGGCUCCCUGUGGCCCUAACGCACAGUGCCGAAAUGUCCCUGGCAGCUUCCAGUGUACCUGCAACGCUGGCUUCCUCGGCAACCCGCCUGAGGCUGCCUGCAAAGCUCCAUGUGAAGGCAUCGAAUGUGGUCCAAACGCCUACUGCAAAGCCGACGGUGUAGAGGCCAUGUGUAUGUGUAAGCCUGGCUGGACCUACGACCCGACUGACAUCUCCGCCGGCUGUGUGGAUGUGAACGAGUGCUCAGCAGGGAACAGGCCGUCGGGUCAGUGUGGCGACAACGCCCUCUGUACCAACACACCGGGAUCGUUCACCUGCCAGUGUCCUCCAGGCUUCACCGGGAACGCCAACUCCAAGUGUCUCGACCUGGACGAGUGUCGGCGGCCUGGCACGUGCGGAGUAGGAGCCCUGUGCACCAACACCCCGGGGUCCUACACGUGCGUCUGCCCACCCAACACCGUUGCCGAUCCUGAUCCCUUCACGCAGUGCCUCGACAUAAUGAAGUGCGAUAAGGACAACGACUGCCCGGGCAAUGCGCUGUGCCUCAUGAAGCAGUGCAUGUGUCCCGACCCUAACAUCGGCGAUGACUGCAGACAUCCAUGCGAAGACGUGCGCUGUGGCCCUAAUGCUGACUGCAAGCUCAUCAACGGACAGCCUAAAUGCAUCUGCAGCCAAGGCUUCAAUGGCAACCCAAUCAGUGUUUUUGGAUGCACAGACAUUGAUGAGUGUGCCAACAAUCCAUGUGGCGCGGGAGCCGUGUGUCGCAAUGAGCCAGGGGCUUUCACGUGCGAGUGUCCCUCGGGCUUUGAGGGGAACCCGGCUCGUGAAGGCUGCAGGGCAGUAAAGCCCCCCGGCUGUGGUCCCACACAACCUUGUCCCACCGGCGAGCAGUGUGUGCAGGAUGAUGCUCAGAGUGUGUGUGUUUGUCGACGAGGCUACACACGCGACCAGGUCACUGGACGCUGCCAAGACAUCAACGAAUGUGUGGACAACCGCCACGCCUGCGGACUUAAUGCUAACUGCAAGAAUCUCCCAGGUUCUUAUGACUGCCAGUGUCCACCAGGCUUCGAGGGCAACCCCUUCAGCGUGUGUGAACGCUGCAACACUCUAGAAUGUACCUGUCUGCCGCCGUACCGCAUCGUGGAGGGUAACUGUGUGUUGGCCAACUGCUCACUGGGCUACAAGUGUCCCUCUGGUGCAGAGUGUGUCACCAUCCAAGGCGGCCUCAGCUACUGUGCAUGUCCCAAGGGCUUCACCACGCGGGCUGACGGCUCCUGCCAAGAUGUGGAUGAGUGUGCUGUGCGCCAGCCUGACGGAAGUCCCCGCUGUGCCCUCAACGCUGAGUGCUAUAACCUGGUAGGCGGGUUUGAAUGCCGUUGUCCUCCCGGCUAUUCCGGAUAUCCAUUCACCUCAGGCUGUUUCGUGUCCCGCGUCCAGUGCACGAGGGAUAAUGAUUGUGAGGAGAACAAGCGGUGCGUCCAACCUGGCAAGUGUAUCUGUCCUCCACCUUACUUCGUAGACAACCAAGACAAUGCCAAGUGUAAAAGUCCAUGCGAGGCCUUUUCGUGCGGCAUAAACAGCAAGUGCGAACCUUCUGACCCACCUCAGUGCAUCUGUCUCCCGGGCUUCGUCGACAGGGGACCAGCCGGCUGUGUGGAUAUCGACGAAUGCCAAGAGAAAAAGUGCGGCCAGAAUGCCAUUUGUAUUAACGAAAUUGGAACUUAUAAAUGCGAGUGCCCUCCAGGCACCGUUGGAGACCCAUUUUUAGGCACCUGCAUUGGGACGGAGGCGAAGGGAUGUACAAAAGAUACUGACUGUCCCGGCGAUCUUGCCUGCACACCCACUGGCAGCUGUGUCAACCCAUGCGACUCUCUCCCUUGUGGCGAGAAUGCUUACUGUGAGGCCGAAGAACAUGCCGCCUGGUGCCGCUGCCAUCCAGGGUAUGCCGAGGGCCCCAGUGGGGACUGUGUGUCUAUGUGCGAGGGCUUCCUCUGCGGCCGCGGCUCGACAUGCAUCGUGACUCGUGACGGACCCACCUGCAAGUGUGAGGAUGGCUUCAACGGCAACCCCUUCCCUGGCGGUGCUUGCAUCCCUUACCAGUGCUCAGCUGCCAACCCUUGCCAAGACCCUCAGGUGUGUGCCAACGGCCGCUGCAAGGAGCGCUGUGAGGGCGUGGUGUGUGGCGUUGGGGCAAAGUGUGACAAAAAUACAAACAAGUGCGUGUGUCUUCCCUUCUUCCUGGGUGACCCUGACCUGCUCUGUGUCCCACCCGUGACACCACCCUUAUGCACCCCAGGGUGUGGCAGCAAUGCCCACUGUGAGUAUGGUGAGCCAAACCGCUGUGUGUGCAACGGUGGCUACAGCGGCAACCCCUACAAGUCAUGCGAGUCAGAAGAGGAGAAAAAGGCAAACUGCUCCACCACCAAAUGCGGCAGUGGUGCACAGUGCCGCCAGGGUGUGAACCGUGUCGACUGUGUGUGCCCAGUCGGCUAUCAAGGAAACCCAUACGUUGAGUGCGUCGACGUGGACGAGUGUAUUGGCAAUGCCUGUGGCAUGAAUGCUGUCUGCCUCAACACGCUGGGCAGCUUUGACUGUCGCUGUCAAGAAGGUUUUACUGGCAACCCAUUCCAAAUGUGCAUGGAGAUUGACUUGAAAGAUGAUCCAUGCCUCAUGGACCCGGCAGCCUGCGCCCCGGCGCCUUGCUCUGGGGUGGUGUGUGGCCCCAAUGCUGCGUGUGACCGUGGCUCCUGCAUCUGCUUGCCAGGCUUCCAUGGGGACCCCAAUGACAGUGAUGAUGGCUGCAAGUCCUCAGAAUGCAGCAACGACCUCGACUGCGAUGAUGACGAGAUCUGCUUUUCAAGUAACAGACGCCGGACAUGCGAGGAGGCGUGCAACAAGGUAGAAUGUGGCCCCAAUGCAAUCUGCGUGGCUCAGGACCAUCGCUCUGCCUGUCUCUGCAAGGAAGGUUAUGAUGGAAACCCCUACGACCCAGCCUCAGGGUGUGAGUCAGCCACAGAACGCGAGGAUGACUGUGACGACGAUGAUGAGUGUGAUGAUGGCAAGGUGUGCCAGGUGGACCUUCAAGGAGUGCGUGCGUGCGUGGACCCCUGCUUCACCCACAGGUGUGGCCAGAACGAGGUGUGCUACGUGAAGGAAGAUCGUCCACUGUGCCGCUGUGAUGACGGCUAUCUGCACAACCCAGUCACCAACCUCUGCCAGAAACCUGCCGUGCCAGACUGCCAGACCGACCUCAACUGUGCCACCAAUGCCGCUUGUCGGCCAGAUGAGUUGGGCGUCUUAAAAUGUGUGGACGUGUGUCGUGAGUUCAACUGUCCUCAGCAUUCCACGUGUCACGCCAGCAACCAUCGAGGAGUGUGUCAUUGUGAGCCAGGCUAUACUGGUAACCCUAGUCACCGCAGCGGCUGCCGCCCACUGCCUCGCGACCAGUGCCAGAAUGAUGCCCAAUGUCCGCAAACUCAUCGUUGCGAGGCUCAGGGCAAUGUGCGCAAGUGUGUGGCUGUGUGUGACUCAACACGCUGUGGCCCUGGCGCUGUGUGUGUAGCCAAUAAUCACGUGGCACAGUGCCAGUGUCCACCUGGGAAAUUCACUGGGGACCCCAACGAUCUUGUGCAGGGCUGCAGCUCUGUUGUUUGCCUCAAAAAUGAAGACUGCCCCACAGACAAGGCGUGCAACAGACUCGAUUAUACUUGUUAUGAUGUCUGUUUUGAUGCUUGCGGGGAAAAUGCUAUCUGCCUUGCUGAAAACCAUCGCUACAACUGCAGGUGUCCACCAGGUUAUCGUCCACAGCCAGUGGCUGACAUUGCCUGCGGCGUCUUAGACCUGUGUGACCCCAACCCAUGCCACUCAUCUGCUAGGUGCUCCCCUUCAGGCGGCACCCACCAGUGUCAGUGUCCCACUGGAAUGGUUGGUGAUCCCUACACCACGGGCUGCCACCCCAAGGGUAUGUGCCCCAACGGAAACGAUGAUUGCCAACUAGACAGCGUGUGUCUCAAUGGCCGGUGUGCGUCCCCAUGUGAUGGAGCCUGUGGUCCCAACGCUAUCUGUAAUGUUGUCAACAGGAAGCCGAUUUGUACCUGCCCUAUAAAUUUCCAGCCAAACCCAACUCCCGAGCGUGGGUGUGUACGUGUCACGUCCCCAUGCAGCAGUGAUGCUCAGUGUCAGAAUGGGGCGUGUCUUGCUGGUCAGUGCAGAGUGGUGUGUCGGGACAAUGCAGAGUGUGCCCAAGGCGAGCGUUGCAUCAGGAAUAAGUGCAUGAUGCCUUGUGUGUCAUCCUCACAGUGCCCUGCUGAACAGGUUUGCACUGUUGGAGUGUGUCUGCUGGGCUGCCGCAGCAACGGUGAUUGUCCCCCUGAGCAGGGGUGUGUUAACAACAAGUGUACCGACCCUUGCUCCAAGGAAAACGUGUGUGGGCCCAACGCUGAGUGUCAAGUUCAACACCAGCGUGCGGGGUGCACUUGUCCGGUGGGCUUCAAGGCAAUACCUACCCCCGAGCAAGGCUGCAUCCGUGUUCCCACUUCCUGUACCUCCAACAACGAGUGUGGCCCCAACUUGGUCUGUGAUUAUGGAAAGUGCCACCCUGUCUGCCAGCAAAAUGCACAAUGUGCACAGGGUGAAAGUUGUGCUGAUGGAGUAUGCAAAAAAGUUUGCUUUGGAGACAGCAACUGCCUACCGGGAGAGGUGUGUAUUGAAGGCUCGUGUGUAUCAGGCUGUCGCAGCAAUACUGAUUGCCGCCUCCACGAAGUCUGCAUCUCGAAGAAAUGCAUGUGUGACAAAGGCUUCUUGCCUGGCGUGAGCGGUUGUGUUGAUAUAGACGAGUGUCAGGAGAACCCGUGCCAUUCGACGGCCUCAUGCAUCAAUCUUCUUGGCUCCUACAAGUGUACCUGUCCUCCCAACACUGUUGGGGACCCAUAUGUGUCGCCGGGCUGUGUCAAGCCAGACACCUGUACUGAUGACAGCUCGUGCCAAGGCGACCAGGCAUGUGAGCAGACAGAACAAGGAAUACUGGAGUGCAUUGACCCAUGUGCCUCGGCUGUUUGUGGCAAUAAUGCACGCUGUAAGGUGAUAGAUCGCAAGCCUCUUUGUGAGUGCGAGCCCGGUCACUAUGGCGACCCCAAUGAUCUCAAGGUGGGCUGUGUGCGAGGGGAGUGUAUCCAUGACAAGGACUGCUCCAGCAACAAGCUUUGCGACAGUCUUCGCUACAAAUGCAUCAAUCCAUGUGACAAUACAAACUGUGGGUUUGGGCGCUGUCAAACUGUGGACCACGCUGCCAUCUGCUACUGUGAACGAGGCUUUGAGAGGGAUGCAGCAGGGGCUUGCAUUGACAUGGACGAGUGCCGAGAUUCUCCGUGCCACAAGUCUGCACUGUGUCGCAACACACUAGGGAGUUACUUGUGCGUGUGUCCUGAGGGCCAGGUGGGUGACCCAGUGGUGAGUGGCUGCCGUCCGCCUGGGGGAUGCAUCGAUGACUCAUCCUGCCCUGACUCAGCCUCCUGCGUCAACAAUAACUGUUUUGAUCCCUGCCGGAACCCUGACGCGUGUGGAAAGGGAGCAGCGUGUCGCGUUGUGAACCACGAAGCCACAUGCUCCUGUCCACCCCGCACCACAGGUGACCCCCUUACCCAGUGCAUCGCCCUGGAGUGUCUGCGUCAUGGUGACUGUGCAGCAGACAAGUCAUGCAUCGGUAACAAGUGUGUCAACCCAUGCUCUAUACCCGGUGUGUGCGGCAAGAAUGCUGCCUGCAAACCACGCGCUCACCUACACCAGUGCUACUGCGAGGCAGGCUUUACUGGAGACCCCAACCUUGGCUGUACCACCAUCACUUACUGCACCGUGGAGACUGACUGUCCGUCAGGGGAGCAGUGCAACGGGGGAGUCUGCGUCCCCUCGUGCACCAGCAACCGCGGGUGUCUCUCUGGCCAAGUGUGCAUCGAGGGAUCGUGUGUACCGACCUGUAGGAACAACGCCGAGUGUCCCUCGCUCCAGGUUUGCCAGAACGGUUUGUGCGUGGUAGAGGUGAAGUGCCGCCAGAACGAGGAGUGUGAGAGUAGUCAGCAGUGUCGCACCAACGCCGUGGGCCAGGCCGAGUGCAAGGCGGCGUGUGACGGACUCGUGCUGUGUGGCCGCAAUGCCGAGUGUGUCGCCAUCAAACAUCAGCCGGUGUGCCAGUGUCCUCAGGGCUACUUUGGUGAUCCUCAAGACGACCGGGUUGGCUGCCAGAAGAUCGAAUGUGAGGAGGACGAGGAGUGCCCUCAGACAGAUCGCUGUGAUAAUUACGCGUGCAAAGCCGCAUGUCGUGUAAACAACCUGUGUGGAGAGAACGCUCUCUGCGUCUCUGAGGGUCACAAGGCUGUGUGCUUCUGUCGUGAUGGCUUCCAAGGAGACCCUCUGAAGGGAUGUCAGCCCAUCGAUUUCUGUGCCGAAAAGCCGUGUGGUCCUGGUGCAAGCUGCAACAACUUCCGAGGUAACUACAAGUGCCUGUGUCCACCGGGCACCGUAGGCGAUGCCUAUACGGAGGGAUGCAAGCAGCCCGUUGACUGCCUGGAGGAUGAUGACUGCCCCGUGAAUGCUUUCUGUGGGGAGGAGGACAACGUGCCCAAGUGCAAAGACGUUUGCGAGGAAUCCCAGUGCGGCCUUAAUGCGGAGUGCGGCGCUGCUGACCACCGAGCCGUGUGCACGUGUAUUCAAGGCUACGAGGGUGACCCUACUGACCGAGUGACUGGCUGUCGCCCGAAGGAAGUGCGGUGCCGGGCCAACACAGACUGUCCACCAACCACCAUCUGUGAUGGAGGACUGUGCAGGCCACCGUGCCAGAGUGACUCGGAGUGUGGGCUGACGGAGGCGUGUCUGCGUGGUCAGUGCACCAACCUGUGUGGAGAAGAGCAGCCGUGCGGCGUCAGCGCCAUUUGCAAGAUGGUCAACCACAAGAAAGAGUGCUCCUGCCCACCUGACUUCACCGGAAAAGCUGAGAUGGAGUGCUACAGGGUGCCAUCUGCUUGCCAAAAGGAUAGGGACUGUUCAUCGGGCUUCACGUGUAAGAAUGGUGUGUGUAACCUUGGCUGCAGAGGAGACAACGACUGUGCCCGAAACGAAAAGUGCAUCCGCGGCUCCUGCAUGUUAACUUGUCGUCUUGACAACGACUGUUUCCUGGGGCACAUUUGUCUGAGCAACAUUUGCACGAUCGGCUGUCGGGCCAACGAGGACUGUACCAGCAAUGAGGCAUGCGUCAACAAUCGCUGCUCCAACCCUUGUAGCUCCUCCUCUGUGUGUGGCCCCUACGCCCUUUGCUCCAUCAGCAACCACCGGGCUCAGUGUUCUUGCCCAGAUGGCUUCAUCCCCAACCCAACACCUAACGUCGCGUGUUCUCGGAAGCCCACUUCUUGUAACAUCAAUUCUGACUGUCAACCAGGCUUUGUGUGCACAUUGGGCACCUGCAUGCACAUCUGUUCUUCCUCAUCCAACUGUUUGGACACAGAGCAGUGUGACGGGUCUGUGUGCCGCCCUACCUGCCGCCGUGACGAUGACUGUCGUUCUGGAGAGAUCUGUAGGCAGCUCAUGUGCACCAUCGGCUGUCGCUCAGAGGUUGAGUGUCCCUCCAGCCAGGCGUGCGUUAACAACAAGUGUGUGGACCCGUGCACCUCGCCCACAGCCUGUGGCGGCAAUGCCAAGUGCACAGCUGAAGGACACAGAGCUAAAUGUUCUUGCCCAGACAACUUGGUUGGUGAUCCCUAUACUAACUGUCGCCUACCGCCUACGUCCUGUUCCAACGACCCUGACUGCCCCAAAGGAAUGACAUGCUUCUCCGGAACCUGCCGCCCACUCUGCUCUAACGACCAGGGUUGCUUCGACAAUGAGCGCUGCGUUGGCGGGGUCUGUAAAGAGAUCUGUAACUCUGAUUCUCAGUGUGGUGAAGGCAACAUCUGCCAGGGUCGGUUAUGUAUACUUGGCUGCCGCUCAGACUCCAGAUGCUCCCCACAACAGUCCUGUAUCAACAGGCAGUGCCGCGACCCGUGCCAAGGGGACGUGGCAUGUGGCAAGUGUGCUGAGUGUGAGGUGGUAAACCACCAGGCCCAGUGCAGAUGUGCUUCCAACACUGUGGGUGACCCUCUGGUGGCGUGCAUUACCCCAAUGCGGCGCUGCUCCUCCAACACCGACUGUGGCUUCCGUGGCUCAUGUCAGAGUGGCCUCUGUGUCAAGGCCUGCAGCGACUCCUCCCAGUGCAACUGUGGAGAGACUUGCAGCGACAGCUACUGCCGUGCCCGGUGUUCCGAGCACAGUGACUGUUCUGACGGGUUCCUGUGUCGCGAUGACCUGUGCGUAGCUGGCUGCCGCGAUGAUUCUGACUGUCCCACCAGCAAGGGUUGUUAUAACAACAAGUGCGAGGACCCCUGUCAAGCAGACCCCUGCGGCACCAACACUCGUUGCCGGGUAUCCAGCCACCGGCCACUUUGCUUCUGUAAGGACGGCUACCAUGGGGACCCCAAAGUCAGUUGUGAAGAAUACGAGUGUAGAACGGACCAGGAGUGCGAUCGCGACCAAAAAUGUGUUAACCGUGAGUGCAAGAACCCAUGCAGUGACAAUCCGUGCGGCACCAACGCGCGCUGCACAGUGUCCAACCGAGAAUCGAAGUGUUCUUGUCCCCCAGGUUUCUUCGGGAACCCGGUGGUAGAGUGUAAGAAGGAGAUAAACGAGUGCCUCAAUAACCCUUGUGGCCCUAACGCCCAGUGCAUCAACACCGUCGGCAGCUACCUAUGCUCCUGCGACACUGGCUGUGAAGGGGACCCGUACAAGCAAGAAGGCUGCAUGUGCUUGCAGGACCAGGUGGAGCCCUGUCAACGGGUCAGCUGUGGCAUCAAUGCCAAAUGUCGAACUGUUUCUCGCACCGAAGCCGAGUGUUACUGCCCGGAUCAUCUUCCCACUGGUGACCCACACGUCAAAUGCGCGGGUGAUUGUCGCCAGGACGGAUGCGGACUCGCGGCCAAGUGCGUGCGGGAACGUGAUGGGAGCUACGGGUGUCGGUGCAGCGACGCCACGUGGACGGGAGACCCCCACGUCGAGUGCUACCCAGGCCCGAUUGAGUGUCGCCGUGACGAAGAGUGCGCGAGCAACCUGGCCUGUGUCGACAACCGGUGCGCCAACCCUUGUGCUGUGGGCCGCCCCUGCCCCCCUAACAAGCAGUGCGACGUGCUCAACCACCUUCCUGUGUGUAUCUGCAUGAAAGACUGCACGCCAUCCGUCACCAUCUGCCUGAGGGACGAAGGAUGUGCUCCCACCGAGGCUUGUGUGUCCUACCAGUGUGUGGACCCAUGUGCCUCUUACGGCUGCCCCGGGGACACCCCCUGCUACGUCGAGGAUCACAAGCCACUCUGUAAAUUCUGCCCCCCUGGCUAUACUGUCGACCCUGGCUUAGGCUGCGUCAAAGACAUCGAUACUCCUACUACCCCUUCCACUCCCACCACCAUCACCACCACCGUCAGGUCCUCUGCGCCUCCAUGUCGGAGUGACGCAGACUGCGGCACUACUACACACUUGUGUCUUCAAGGGCACUGCAAAGACCCUUGUCUAGAGGCCUGUGGGACACGACAGUGCUCCGCCUCUAGGGGCUCACACGGACAAAUCAAAAUUAUGUGCAUCAACAGAAACAAAACUCACCCACCCACUACCACACCCUCGCAGGACGUAGCUAAGACCCUGAGACCCAAGGGCUUCUUUCCAACCACUCCCACUCCCCAGCCCACUACUCCUGCCAUCCCCAAGAUACCUUUUGUCCCCGAGACUCAAGUUACUCCCUCAUUUACACACCGAGUUCCCUUCACACCCACGACUCCACCAAGCACACUUCCUGUUACUGCUUUCCCCUCAACCAGCUCCCAGCCUCCACCCCCUCGGCAAACUAAGCCACCUUUCACCGUGAUAAAACGACCCCUCACCACCACAAAGCCACCCAUAUCCUACACCACACCACGGUCUCUUCCCCUCAAGACAACCAACACACCCUUCUUUACAGUUAGACCCACAACUCCUGCACCUUUAAAAUCCUCUCGUGUACCUACAACCACACCUCGACCUUUACAAACACCUUCCACCACCCCUGAGAUAGUUCCUCGCCUCACUACAACACCCACAACCAGACUAACCUCCUCGAGGCCAACUACCUUCCCUCCUUUGGUCCCCACUGCCCCAUCUCCCCUCACCCCGUCCACCAUCCCAAGCCCUACCAUACCAAAGACUCUGUCGGCGGUGGGCAGACGAUGCACAAGUAGUCUGGAGUGCCCCAGGGACAUGGCGUGCCUCCAGAAGCGGUGCACAGACCCUUGUAAAGUCACAAGUCCUUGUGGUAGUGGGUUCGUGUGCCUAGUGAUCAGUCACAGGUUAACCUGCCAGUGUCCCACGGGGCCGACACUAGCCUCCCGAUGUCCCCAAGCGGUGGGUUGCCGGGAUGACUCUGAGUGUCCCACCAACCAGGCAUGCAUCAACGAGAAGUGCCUCAACCCCUGCGUGGAGCGGAACCCUUGUGGUGCCAAGCAAGACUGCAAGGUGGAGAACCAGCGUGCCACCUGCGUCACUGUGGGGUGUCGAGACAACAGUGACUGUCCCAGCGACCUCGCCUGCUACAACAAAGAAUGCCGCUCCCCCUGCACGCUAAGGAAUCCGUGUGAAUCCUCAGAGAGAUGCGAAGUUCGUGAUCACAUUCCUUUCUGCAUCUCAGACACUUCUGGGUGCAGCAGUGACGCGGACUGCCAGCAGGACGAGGCGUGCUUCUCAGGCCGCUGCAUGAACCCGUGCGUCAUGACAGAGGCGUGUGGGCUGGAUGCUGACUGCAGGGCCAUUAGCCACACUCCUCGCUGCUCCUGCCCCCCGAGCUACACCGGCGACGCUACCGUCAGGUGUUCUCCCAUAGCGCCACCAGCCUGUGUCUGCGAUGACAACGAUGACUGUUCUUCUGGCUAUUUGUGCGACGGCUGUACCUGCAGGCCACUGCUGGACGAAGGCGUGACCUGCGACCCUCCAUGCCGGCCCGGCGAGAAGUGUGACGAGACGCUGCUUGUGUGUCGCCCAGCCACGACCCCGCUGCCAGGCUGCUCCUCAGACCUUAUGUGCCCAGACGACAAGGUUUGUUAUAACCGGAAUUGCAAGGACCCCUGCGACCUGGCCAAUCCAUGCGCUGCCCGAGCUGAGUGCAGCACUAGGGCCCAUCGCCCCCAGUGUAUCUGCCAGCCAGGCUACACUGGAGAUCCUUAUACUUUCUGCGGCACAGACAUUAUCACCCCAGCGGGGUGCCGCAGUGACAAGGAAUGUCCCUCAACACAAGCUUGUAUUAACAACGAAUGUCGCUAUCCGUGCGAUGACGACCCUUGCGGGGCCAACGCUGAGUGCAUCAACAGUGACCAAAGUGCCCAGUGCCGAUGCCGUAAUGGAUUCCAGGGUGACCCUCUUAAGGGCUGCUCUCCUGUGGGCUGCUUCACCUCCGAUGACUGUGACCCCUUUGAAGAGUGCUACAGUGGGCAGUGCGUCAACCCCUGCCGGCUGGGAAGUAACCCCUGCCCGCCCUCCGCCACAUGUCACGCCCUAGCCCACGCUGCCACCUGUAUGUGUCCUCCUGGCCACACUGGCAUACCCCUCCAAGGCUGCACACUUGUGCCCGUUUGUGGUGUAAACUAUGAUUGCCCCAAAGAUGAGGCCUGCAUUGAGCGGCUAUGCCAGGACCCCUGUAAAGCUGCACCAUGCCCUCAAGGGUCUUUGUGCACAGUCACAGACCACCGCCCUGUGUGUCAGUGUCCAGCAGGUUAUACAGGUACCCCAGAAACUGCUUGUGUUCGGUCAGUGUGCUCCAGGGAUGAUGAGUGCCCGGCAGGCCGUGUGUGCCAGGGUGGGGUAUGCCAAGACCCAUGCACGGAGUGCGGGCAGGGUGCUGUCUGCCAAAAAGAACGUGAUUUACUCAUAUGUCUCUGUCCCAGCGGUUUUACUGGAAAUCCAAGACUAGGAUGUGCCCCAAUCCCUGGCUACUGCUCUUUGGAUAUCGAGUGCCAACUGCAAGAGGCGUGUGUGUCCAAGGAGUGCCGUGAUCCCUGUACCACUGUUCCACCCCCGUGUGGUGUUGGUGCCCUCUGUCGCGUCAUCAACCACCGCACCAUCUGUCAGUGUCCAGAUGGGUAUGAGGGAGACCCGCGUGAUGUGUGCACCCCAGUGAGUCUCGUGCCCGUCUGCCAUUACAACCGAGACUGCCCCACCAACUUGGCAUGCGACCGUCUCUCCCGCACAUGCAUGGAUCCUUGCACAAGGGACGAAUGUGCCCCUACGGCCAUCUGCCGUGCCAUCAACCACAUGGCCACCUGCCAAUGCCCUGCUGGAUACAGUGGCAACCCUAACAUUGAGUGUGUCAUACCUGUGGGCUGCCGAGACAACAGUGCCUGCCCGCCAUCUGAGGCCUGCAUCAACAGCCAAUGCCAAGAUCCAUGUCAGUGCGGUCAGAAUGCCAUCUGCGAAGUAUCCAAUCACCGAGCCACUUGUCGGUGUCCACCUGGUUACCUGGGUGAACCGCUCCGAGGGUGUACCGUACCAAUCAAUCCCUGUGACAAUGACCCCUGUGGCGAAGGCGCACUAUGUGAACUGGACAACGGCAAUCCAAUCUGUGUGUGUCCACGAGGCACCACUGGCAACCCUUUUGAGAAGUGCAUCCCUGAAGGUGAGGAGUGCCCCGCGAAUACCUGUGGCCCCAACUCUGGCUGUCGGAUCGUGAACGGCAAACCAGUUUGCUUCUGUCUUCCCGAGUUUGUUGGCAAUCCACCCGCCGUCCCCUGCAGCCCACCAGCCAACCCCUGCGAGCCCUCACCAUGCGGCGCUAACACACAGUGCAAUGUGGUCAAUGAUUUCUACCGCUGCACAUGUUUGCCAGGCUAUGUGGGUCAACCUAAUACGAUACGAGGAUGUGUAACACCUGUCAACCCAUGUGUCCCCUCGCCGUGUGGGGAAGGCGCUCUUUGUGACGCCAACAGGAGUCCUUUCUGCUACUGUCGACCAGGGCUCAUUGGUGACCCCUAUACUGGCUGUAAAGAGCCUCCUCCAGCAUGCGGCCCUGGCUUGUGUGGUCAGAAUGCUGAAUGUCAUAUCCGUGGGUCUGCCAUUGAGUGCCGCUGCCGCCAAGGUUAUGAGGGUGAUGCCCACGUGUUGUGUGAAGCUCAACCCGAUAAUCCUUGUGAGCCUUCCCCAUGUGGACCCAACGCACAGUGCACAGUCAGUGACAAGAACUAUGCCGUGUGUACAUGCCAUCCACAUUUCACGGGAGAUGCAGACUCAGCCAGAGGAUGUGAGCCUGAAUGUGUAUCUCAUGAUGACUGUUCCAGCCACACAGCCUGCAUUAACAGCUUCUGCAUUGACCCAUGCCCUGGGGCCUGUGGCAUUGACUCUUUUUGUAAGGUUAUUGAACAUCGACCUGUCUGUGCCUGUCCAGCUGGCUUCGUGGGCAACCCGUACACACGUUGUGAUCCUUUGUCUGAGCCCAUUGACCCAGGGAAAAUCACACCUCAGCCUCCAGCCACUCCUUGCGUGCCUUCUCCAUGUGGCAUAAACACAGAGUGCCGCGUAACGGGCAACAGACCUGUAUGUUCCUGCUUCUCAGGCUAUAUAGGGGACCCCAAUAAGGCCUGUCAACCAGAGUGUGUCACCAAUAUUGACUGCAAGCGUACUGAAGCCUGUAUUGACCAGAAGUGCCGCGACCCUUGUGUGGAUGUGUGUGGAACCAAUGCUCUCUGUGAGGUGGACAACCACAACCCAAUCUGCUACUGUCCCAAGGGCAUGACCGGCGACCCCUUCAGGUUCUGCAUGGCUAUACUGGUUGAACCACCCAAGUCACCGUGUCAACCUAGCCCUUGUGGCCCCAACUCAGAGUGCCGCCAAGGUCCUGGCAGCAAGGCCGUGUGUUCCUGUCUGCCCGGAUAUUUUGGCAAGCCAUGCAGACCAGAGUGCACCAUUGACUCAGACUGUUCCUUGAGCAAGGCCUGUGUCAACUACAAGUGUGUUGAUCCCUGUGGAGGUUCAUGUGGUGUCAAUGCUGUCUGCAAGGUGGUGUCUCACAGGCCUUCAUGUAGCUGCCCUGAUGACCUCACUGGAAACCCUUACAGCAAAUGCUAUGAAAAGGAACCAGACGUUGAACAUCCCCCUGGCCCGCCCCCCACGGCUUGCACACCCUCAUGUGGAGCCAAUGCUGAGUGUAAGGUUGUAGGCAACAGGGGAACAUGUACCUGCUUGACUGGCUUCCUCGGUCGACCAGAAUUGGGUUGCAAACCAGAGUGCAUCACCAGCUUGGACUGUUCCUAUGACCGUGCCUGUGUCAACCAGCGCUGCAUUGAUCCCUGUGUUGGUUCAUGUGGUUUGGGGGCACAAUGUCAAGUUUCAAACCACAACCCGAUCUGCUCCUGUCCUAAAGGCAUGGUUGGCGACCCCUUCAGAAUCUGUCAGCCUUCGACACCUGCUCCACUACCAGCCCCUAAGUCGCCUUGCCAACCUAGUCCGUGUGGCAGCAAUGCUCAGUGCACGCCAUCAGGCAACCAUGCCGUGUGCACAUGUCUGGAAGGUUACAGAGGCAACCCAUACAUACAAUGUCGACCUGAAUGCAUUGUAAGCAGUGACUGCCCAUUAACUCUUGCCUGCAUUAAUCAAAAGUGCCGUGACCCUUGUCCAGGCACUUGUGGUUCCAAUGCCCUCUGUACUGUUGUCAGCCACAAUCCCAAAUGUUUGUGUCCACAAGGGUACAUCGGCGAUGCCUACACUGUAUGUCACCUUCGUCCCAGCGUCAUUCCUGUGGUGCCAGAAGGAGAAGUAGACCCUUGUGACCACAAUGCAUGUGGACCAAACACCGACUGCCGUGCUGAGGGCAAAAUUGCAGUGUGCCAAUGUCGUCCAGGAACCUUUGGUGACCCGAAUAUACCAACCGGGUGUGUUCCUGAAUGCGUCACUAACUCACAGUGUGCCAUGAAAGAGGCAUGCAUCCACCGGCAGUGUCGAGACCCUUGCCUUGGUGCCUGUGGCCGCCAAGCUUUAUGUGACAUCAUCAAUCAUAGGCCUGUCUGCCGCUGUCCUGCUGGGUUCUCUGGUGACCCAACCUACAGAUGUAUUCCGAAACCACUACCACCAGUGACACCUGAAGCCGUGGUGCCAGAGAAGGUUGCCCCAUGCGCUGUAUCUGCUUGCGGCCCAUCAGCUCUGUGCAAACCUCUGGAUGAUGGUCGUGAGACCUGCACUUGCCCUGUUGGGUAUGAAGGCAAUGCGUACGUAGAGUGUAGACCAGAGUGCACCAUCAACUCUGACUGUACUUUGAACCUGGCCUGUAUCAAUCAGCGUUGUAUAGACCCAUGUCCAGGCACCUGCGGCUUCAAUACUCAAUGUCAUGUGUUGAGCCACCAUCCCAGCUGUGUGUGUUUGCCAGGAUACACCGGGAACCCUUACUCACGGUGCUUCCCAGAGCCAACCAUAGAAGACAAGGAGGAAAACCCAUGUGAGCCGAGUCCCUGUGGUUCCAAUGCUGAAUGUCAUGUCCAGGGCAAUAGGGCCAAGUGUACUUGUCUCCCCGCCUUCAUCGGAGAGCCCCCAAGAUGUCGCCCUGAAUGUCUUCUGAACAACGACUGCAUCAUGACAAAGGCAUGCAUCAAGAAGGAGUGUGUUGAUCCCUGCCCCGGUGUGUGUGGUGUUAAUGCUCUGUGCGAGGUGAUCAACCAUAACCCCAUCUGUUAUUGCCCUAAGGAGCUCACUGGCGACCCAUUUGUACGGUGUUUUACACCCGAGGGACCCACUGAACCCCCACGGCGUCCAUGUGAGGGUAACCCAUGUGGGCCCAAUGCCAUCUGCCGGGAGGUGGGCAAUGAAAGGAGGUGUUCAUGUCAGGCUGGCUUCAUUGGCAACCCCCCAGCAUGUCGCCCUGAGUGUAUAGUGCCCAGUGAGUGUCCACCUCUCCUGGCUUGCCUCAAGAAUCGCUGUGUUGACCCAUGCCGUGGUACAUGUGGGGUUCAGGCCCAGUGUCGCGUCAUCAACCACAAUCCCAUCUGCAGCUGUCUGCCAGGCUUCACUGGGGACCCCUUCAUACGUUGUACACUUGCUCCCAUCCCUGUUACUCCCAAGCCUCCCACUCUGCCACCACCUGUGACUGAAAAAACAAAGCCUCCCACAACACCCUUUCCACCCGUUGCUGAGACAACACUUCAUGAUGUACCCAUUUCGCCACAGACUGAAAGGCCUUUCGUUACUCCAAGACCGGAGGUGGUGCUUCCUCAGCCCCCAGCCCCACCCCAUGACCCUUGCAUUCCAAACCCUUGUGGUGCCAAUGCCCUCUGCCAUCAACAAGGGUACCAACACCAGUGUAAAUGUGUCACAGGAUACUUCGGCAAUCCUGAGUUGGGGUGUGGCCCAGAGUGUAUACUUGACACUGACUGCAACAGGGAACUUGCCUGUGUAAAUCAAAAAUGUGUUGACCCUUGUCCUGAGGCAUGUGCAUCUAUGGCUCAGUGCAGCGUGAUAAACCAUGAGGCUCGCUGUUUCUGUCCACCAGGCUUAACAGGAGACCCCAGGAAACACUGUUCUCGUGCCCCCAUCGCAAUAUAUCCAAUACCCACCACCGUGUCGCCAAUACCAGCACAGCCGUGUGACCCCAACCCUUGUGGUGUGAAUGCUGAGUGCAUACCAGUAGGGCACCAGGGUGACUGCCGUUGUCUGCCUGACUACUUUGGUGACCCCUUCAUACAUUGUCGACCAGAGUGCACCACAAACAGGGACUGUCCACUGCAUCUGUCCUGUGCCAACCUCAAAUGCAUCGAUCCUUGCCCAGGUAGCUGCGGUGUAAAGGCCAACUGUAAAGUGGUAAAGCACACUGCCUCCUGUUAUUGCGACCCUGGCUACACCGGCGACCCCUACCGGGCCUGUCGUAUCACACCAGUCUUACCACCAGAGCCUGUAAACCCAUGCAACCCAAGCCCUUGUGGACCAAACUCCAACUGCCGUGUGGUGCAGAAACGCCCAGUGUGUGAGUGUCUUCCUAACUAUUAUGAUAAGCCACCUAAUUGCCGCCCCGAGUGUAUCAGCAACUCCGAGUGUCCCAGCCAUCUGGCCUGCAUCAACAUUCAGUGCAGUGACCCAUGUGUGGGUGCUUGUGGUACUAAAGCAUUGUGUGAGGUGACCAACCACAAGCCAGUGUGCUACUGCCCCAAGCACCUCACUGGCGACCCCUUCACCCGUUGCGUCCCCUUCCCCACUGUGCCCACAACCACUCCAAAACCAGAUGACCCUUGCCGUGAGGGAACUUGUGCUGUAAAUGCAAAGUGUCGCGUGGAGGGAACACGGGGCAUCUGCACCUGCAUCGACGGCUAUUUUGGCAACCCUUAUCAGGAGUGUAAGCCCGAGUGCCUCCUCAGUUCAGACUGUCCACAGUACCUGGCAUGCAUUAAGCAGAAGUGUGCUGACCCAUGUCCUGGCACCUGUGGAAUAAAUGCUUUCUGUGAGGUGGUUAAUCACAAUCCAGUGUGUAGCUGUCCCCGCACCAUGACUGGCGAUCCCUUCUCCCGCUGCCAAGAAAUUCGGGAACCACCAGACCCCUGCAUUCCAACACCCUGCGGCUCCUACACCAACUGCCGUGUUGUAGCAGACAGGGCCGUGUGUUCCUGCUUGCCAGAUUACUUUGGAGAUCCUGAUGUCGGAUGCAAGCCUGAGUGCACCAUCAACUCUGAAUGUCCCCUCAGCAAGGCCUGCAUCAAUUACAAGUGCAAAGACCCAUGUGCAGGUCUUUGUGGAUAUGAAGCUGUGUGUACUGUAAUCAGCCAUACUCCACGCUGUAGCUGUCCUGAUGGGUUCACUGGUGACCCACUAAAAUCUUGCCGCCCCAAGCCAGAAGAACCAGCUGACCCUUGUAACCCAGACCCAUGUGGCACCAACGCCAACUGUAAAGUUGUCAACAAUCGAGCAGAAUGCACGUGUUACCCAGGUUACUAUGGUCGCCCGCAUGUGGAAUGUACUCCAGAGUGCAUCAUCAACUCAGACUGUCCCAAAUACCUGACAUGUGUCAAUCAAAAGUGUGUGGACACUUGCCCAGGCUCAUGUGGCGUCAAUGCCGUGUGUGACAUGAUAAAUCAUCGGGCUGUGUGCACAUGCACUCGACGUUUCACAGGCGACCCGCAGGUGGAAUGCCGCCCUGUAGAAGUAACUACACCCAAGCCAGAGUGUGUGGUGGAUGGAGACUGCAGCGAUAAACAAGCCUGUAUCCAGCAACAGUGUAAAGAUCCAUGUGCCCUCUAUGACAACUGUGCCCCCAAUGCAGAGUGUCACGUCACACAACACAGAGCUGUAUGUUCCUGCCCGGAUGGUUAUGUUGGGAACCCCAAUGUACAGUGCCUUGUGGCUGGGUGUCGAGCCAACUCAGAGUGCCCGCCGAAGGAAGCUUGCAUCAACCGAGAGUGUGAAGAUCCAUGUGACUACGAGAACUGUGGCAUCAAUGCAGAAUGUCGGGUAGUGAAUCAGCGAGCCAAAUGCUUCUGCCCUGAUCGCUUCCUGGGCGAUCCAUAUGAGCGAUGUGAGCGGCCUGAGUGUGAUGUUGACUCUGAGUGCCCAUCCUGGCUGGCAUGUAUCAGGCAAGAGUGUCAGGAUCCUUGCAACUGUGGCUCUCAAGCUGAAUGUCGCGUCAUUAAUCAUCGCCCUGUUUGUACAUGUCCCCCAGGAUAUGAGGGAGAUGCUAACAUUGCUUGUACUACCAAGCCUGAGCGAGUACCACCUGUUCAGUGCACGACAGAUGGAGAGUGUCCCAGCAAGCUUGCCUGCUUCAGUGGCCACUGUGAGAAUCCCUGCCAGAUAAUCCAGCCUUGUGGAGUGAAUGCAAAGUGUACUGUCAUUGAUACACUUCCCUAUAGAACAAUGAUAUGUGAAUGCCUGCCAGGCUUCACCGGGGACGCCUACAAAGAAUGUGUCCCACGCCCAACUGAGCUUCCCGGCUGCACAACCGACAGCGAGUGUCCACCAACAGAGGUGUGUCGCAACAGGCAGUGUUUGGACCCAUGUGCCCUACUCGACCCAUGUGCACCAAAUGCAGAGUGCCAGGUGAUCGAUCGACGCCAAACAUGCACUUGUCCACCUGACCACACAGGAAACCCCCAUGUCUCAUGCUACAAGGUUCUAGAAGAGCCAGAAUGUCGCACUGACUCUGACUGUCCGUACACAGAAGCUUGCAUUAAUGAAGAGUGUGCAGAUCCCUGCUUAGUGGAGGAUCCCUGUGGCAAGGAAGCACUUUGCCGCACUCAACAACAUCGACCUAUAUGUUACUGUCCAGACGGCUGGGCAGGCAACCCACAGAUUGAGUGCUCCAAGCCGGAAUGUGUGAUUGACGACGACUGUCCAGUGGAUAGGGCAUGUAUCAAUCAGAACUGUGUGAACCCCUGCUCCUAUAGUGGUCCAGCCUGCGGCCUCAAUGCCAAGUGCCGAGCCAUCUUGCACCGGGCUCAGUGCUACUGUCCCCCAGGCAUGCAAGGUGAUCCAGCCUUGGCAUGUAUCAUUGUUGGCUGCAUUUACAAUGAUGAUUGUGCUGAUGACAAGGCUUGUGACCGCCUGAACCGUGUCUGCAUCCCUGUGUGUGAGGCAUCCACCUGUGGUACACAGGCCGAGUGUCGUGCUGCCAAUCAUGCAGCCAUGUGUGUGUGUCCUCCUCCCCUCAGAGGCAACGCUUACCUACAUUGUUAUGAAGCUCGCGAGCCACCCGUCACUGAGCCACCCAUAGAGCCAGAGUGUCGGCGUGACUCAGACUGCCCAUCACAACACGCCUGUAUCAAUGCCUUGUGUCAGGACCCCUGUGCUCUAGGGUCUCCUUGCCCGCCAUCUCAGGAGUGUCGAUUGGUGGAGGGCGAGCCACUCAGAGCAGUGGUGUGUCAGUGUCCAGCAGAUAUGAUAUUUGUUGCUGAUGGUUUAUGCAUAAAGCCAGGUGUAGAGCCAGAGUGCCAUGAAGAUCCAGACUGUGCAACACACGAAGCCUGCAGGGAGGGAAUCUGUGUCAGUGUUUGCCACUCGAACCCUUGUGGUCUCAAUGCCAUCUGCCAGGGUGUCAACCACAGAUUCCGUUGCGAUUGUACUGAUGGCUUUAUUGGUGACCCAUAUGAGUACUGCCACCGAAAACCCAUUAUUGACGUAUCCCCAAAAUGCAUCACUGACGACGACUGUGAUGAUAUCCUUGCCUGUGAGGAACAACACUGCGUUAGUCCAUGCGUCUAUGGUCACCCAUGCGGGCUUGACGCCUUCUGUCACGUCCGUAAGCACCAGGCAGUGUGUAGGUGCCCAGACGGGUUCAUUGGAGACCCUGUGGUUGAGUGUCAGCCAACCGGGCCCGGUGUGGUGGCCGGAGCUAACUGGACAGUAGGUGGAGAGAGCCAGACCUGCCGCUCCCACUCAGACUGUAGUCCAGCCCUUUGGUGUCAAGGGGGCAGGUGCACUCGAAUCUGCCCAUCUUCUUGUGCCCCAGAGGCUCAGUGUCGGGUGCAUCAACAACGAGCAGUGUGCUCUUGUCCCCCAAACACUCAGGGUGACCCCUACGUCUCCUGCUCACCAAUUGGAUGUGAGUCAGACUCAGACUGUCUCUUCAGUGAAAAAUGCUACAGUGGCACAUGUCACAACCCAUGUCUGAGGGGUAGGCCAUGUGCUCCAAGAGCCACCUGCACCACUGCCAACCACACUGUACAAUGCUCCUGUUGGCCAGACCACUCAAGCGACCCCACAGUCAGGUGUCAGAGUCUUGAAUGUACCUCCAGCAAGGAAUGUCCCUCUGAUCAGACAUGCUAUCGUGGUGUAUGUAUAGACCCCUGCAUACUUGCACCUCAGUGCACAAGUGGAGUUUCCUGUCUGGCCCAAGACCAUGCCUGUGUGUGUGCCCCACCCCUUGUGGGCGACCCAUACACGAGUUGCUCACAUCCACCUACACCUCAGUGCCUGAUUGAUGCAGAAUGUCCUGAAGAACAUGGGUGUGUUGAUAACAAAUGUACAGCUUUGUGUCCCUACAUGGACCCUUGUGGAGUGGGAGCUGUGUGCCGCGUGGUGGACCUGGCAGAGCUCCGCACAGUGGUAUGUGAGUGUCCCUCAGGGUACACUGGCAAUGCUCAUCAAGAAUGUGUUAAAGAAGAAAGAACUGGAACAGGAUGUCAGUACGAUGCUGACUGUCCAUUCUUCCAAGCUUGCAUUGAAGGCCACUGCAAUGAUCCUUGUGACGACAGCUGUGCUCCUGGCGCAGAGUGCAAGGCCAUCAAUCACCGCCCUGUCUGCUACUGUCCCCCAAGCCACACCGGAAAUGGUUAUGAUCAUUGCUCACCAAUAGGAUGUACAACUGAUGAAGAAUGCUCCCCUGACAGUGUGUGCCUAAAAAAUAAGUGUAUUGACCCUUGCACACUGGCAAACCCUUGUGGUGCACAUGCCAAGUGUCAAACUUCUCAGCACACAAUUGAAUGUGUUUGUGAAGUUGGAUUUUCUGGAAAUGCACAUGUUGCCUGCAUUGCAAUAGGCUGUCGUGAUGACUCUAGCUGCCCAACCACUCAGUCAUGUGUUAACAGCAUUUGUGUUGAUCAGUGCCAAAAGAGUAACCCUUGCAACACCACCCAGAUAUGCACUAUUCAAAACCAUCAGGCCAAGUGUUCUUGUCCUGAGGGUUACACACCCUCCAAGGGUAAGUGUGUUCCUGCUGAUUCACUGCCUUGCAAAAGUGAUCAGGACUGUCAACGGGGAGAAGCAUGUCUUGACAACACCUGUCAAGACCUGUGUAAGAAAACUCCCUGUGGAGAUCAAGCUACUUGCACAGCUCAACUAGGUCAGGGUCUAGCCACAGUUACUUGUGUGUGUGGUCCUGGUCUUAUUGGAGAUCCCUUCAGAGAAUGUAUAGCCAUCCCCACCCCAGGCUGCACCUCCCAUCAUGACUGUCCCUGGGACCAGAUGUGUGUAGCAGGCCAGUGCAUAGAUGCCUGCAAGAACAAUCCCUGUGGGGUGGGAGCCACCUGCCGCAGCAUAGGACAUCGUGCCACCUGCACCUGUGCUGCUGGGUACCAGGGCGACCCUCUUCUUACAUGUACUCUAGUUGGGUGCAGACAGGAUGGAGAAUGUCCAGACAGGCUUGCGUGCGUUAAUGGCCGUUGCAAGGAUGUGUGCCAGAGUGAUAAUCCUUGUGGUCCUUCUGCUAAGUGUGAAUCAACAAGUCAAGGCCUUCCCAUCUGCUCAUGCCCUAAAGGCUACACUGGUGAUCCUUAUAUCAAGUGCCAGCCUGCAGGGUGCUCUCAAGACUCAGAGUGCCUCAGUGACCAGCAAUGCCUUAACCAACAGUGUCAUAACCCCUGUGCUCAGAAGACAUGUGUUGCCAAUUCAGAGUGUCGUGUCACAGACCACAUAGCCAAAUGUUAUUGUAGAGAAGGCUAUGAAGGUGAUCCUGACCGCUUCUGCUCACUGAUCCCAGUACCUGAUUGCCAGCUUGACCAAGACUGUCCAUCCCCUCAAGGUUGUGUGAGUGGACAUUGCAUGGAUCUGUGCCAAGAAUUACAGCCAUGCAGUCCUGAUGCCUUGUGCCAAGUUCUGAACACUAAACCCACAAAGGCAAUGACGUGUCUUUGUCCUCCAGGAUACAGUGGCGAUCCUCAGUUUUCUUGUGUCCCAGAUGAAAUAGAAAGAGAAGAGGGCUGCAAGAAUGACUUGGAAUGCCCACUGGUGCUGGCAUGUGAAGGUGGAGUGUGUCGCAAUCCAUGCCCAGGUGGAUGUGGCCCUGGGGCCCUCUGCUCAGCCCAGGACCACCGUCCUGUGUGUUACUGCCAGCCUGGUUAUGCAGGAGACCCUCAUGUAGGCUGUACAAAAAUUGACUGUGAAGAUGACACAAGUUGUCCUGAUGCUGAAGUGUGCCAGCACCACAAGUGCCUUGAUCCUUGCCUUCAGGAUAAUGUGUGCCCACCAAGUGCUGUGUGUGUGAGCAGUGCCCACAAGGCACAGUGUCAGUGUCCUCCAGGCACCACAGGGAAUCCUCGGCACCAAUGUCAGAUAGUUGAAUGUAUCCGGGAUUCUGACUGUAGAAACUUUGAGGCUUGCAUCAAUGAAGAAUGUAAAGACCCAUGUGCAUACUACAACCCAUGUGCCAAGGAUGCAUCCUGCCGUGUAAUUGACCACCAGCCUGAGUGUCAGUGCUUGCCUGGCCUCACUGGCAACCCACGAUUCAGCUGUGAAGAACCUAAGCACCCCAGUGCCUGUGUAGUGGACCAGGACUGUGUGCCCACCCAUGGAUGCAUCUUAGACUCCCUGGUGACACGCUACCAUGACAAGGUCUCUGCUGUGUACAUACGCCAGGAUGACACCACGUCUGGUGCUUCAUGCCGUGACUUGUGUCAGAAACACAAGCCCUGUGGACCAAAUGCAAUCUGCUCCGUGAUAGAUUCCACUCCACGAAGGUCAAUGAGCUGCACUUGUCCACCAGGUUAUCACGGUGAUGCCAAGAUCGAGUGUCGUUUAAUACCUUCACAAGGAGGCUGCACCCAACACUCAGACUGCUUGUUCAGUGAGGCAUGUAUUGGAGGUCUGUGUAGUGACCCUUGUCGCUGUGGUGUCAAUGCUGAGUGCUUUGUGUCUAAGCAUCGACCAUACUGCACCUGCCCACCCUCCUACACAGGCGACCCAAGUGUGGCAUGCUACAGAGUGGAAUGUGUCAGUGACAUAGACUGCCCCAGUGACCGAGCAUGUGUAGCAACAAAGUGUGUAAACCCAUGUUCCCAAGAUUCACCAUGUGCACCCUCUGCAAAAUGCUCUGUAGAUCAGCAUGAAGUUCAGUGUACUUGCCCAUCUGGCGAACGUGGCGACCCUAAGCUGGAGUGUCGUGCCAUUGGCUGCCGCAGCAAUGAUGAAUGUCCCCCUGAACGUGCCUGCAUAAAUCAGCAAUGUCAGGAUCCCUGCCAAACUGACCCAUGUGGCCUGGGAGCUCUAUGUAUUACCCAAGCUCACAACUUCACAUGUUCAUGCCCUCAGGGACACAAGGGCCAGCCUACUGUGGCAUGCCAUCCCCAGAUUACUGCAUGUAUAGCAGACCAUGACUGUGGUGUAGGAUUGGUAUGUGUGCGUGGGGUGUGCACUGACCCAUGUAAGGAAACAAGACCAUGUGCACCAAAUGCCGAAUGCAUCAUUCAAGAGACACGACCCAUCAAAUCUGUGACUUGCUUCUGCCCCGCAGGGUUUUCGGGCGACGCUCAAGUGCAGUGCCGCAAAAUUACCAAGCAGCCCCCAGUGGAAUGUUCUGGUGACAAUGACUGCCCAGAGCAGCUGGCUUGUGACAAUGGACACUGUCUGGACCCUUGUGCCUGCGGAGAGAAUGCCGUUUGUCAUAUUACUAAUCACCGGGCAGUGUGCUCCUGUGCCCCAGCAUAUGCAGGAGACCCUUACACCUCUUGCUAUCCUUUAAUAGGCUGUGCAAAUAGCAGGGACUGUCCAUACUCUCUUGCCUGUCAUAAUGGAGAGUGUGUGGAUCCAUGCUCAGUUAACAAUCCAUGCUCCAGCAACGCAGUCUGCUUUUCUAACCAACACAAAGCUGAAUGUCGCUGUCCACCUGGACUAGAGGGAGACCCCUAUGUCAAAUGCGAGACUCAAGGAUGCAAGGUGGACACUGACUGUCCAAAAGAUCACACUUGCCUAAAGAAUCAAUGCACUGAUGCAUGUGCACAUUCUAACUGUGCCAAUGAUACCAUAUGCUACCCUCAGGACCAUAAAGGUCUGUGCAAGUGUCCAGCAGGGUAUGAGGGUGAUCCUACUGUUAAGUGUGAACGAACAGAGGAGCCAGCUUGUACUAGUGACCAAGAGUGUGAAGUGGGCCUCGCCUGCAUCAGCUAUAAUUGUCAAAAUCCUUGUGGCUCUCAAUUGUGUGGAGACAAUGCUGAGUGCCAAGUGGUUGAGUCACUACCAUUCAAGAGCAUGACUUGCAAGUGUCUGCCUGGGUAUCAGGGAGAUGCCAACAUUCAGUGCAGACAGAUUCCAGUGGAGGAAAUUUGUGUCCGUGACACAGACUGUCCUGCUAGCUUGGCAUGUGUGGAGGGCAGGUGUCAAGAUCCCUGUCACUGUGGAAAAAAUGCCCUCUGCACUGUUGUCAAGCACAGGCCAGUUUGUACCUGCAACCCAGGUUAUGAGGGAGAUCCACAAAUUGCUUGUUCACAGACUGGGUGCACCAGUGACUCCCAGUGUCCAGAUGAUCGUGUGUGUUAUGAAAACAACUACUGUGUCAGUCCUUGCCAGCUUGAUAAUCCCUGUACUCUACAAGCUGAGUGUCAUGUCUCUGAUCACAAAGUCGCUUGCCUCUGUCGCUCUGGCUACGAAGGUGACCCUUACAAGCAAUGUCGAGCUAUUGGCUGUACUACAGAUGAUAACUGUCCAUCCAACCGCAUGUGCCUAAAUGGUCGCUGCCUUGAUCCAUGUAUUUACAACAACACAUGUGCCCCAGAAGCAGAGUGUCGUGGAAUAAACCACCAAACUGAAUGUCGUUGUCCCUCUGGCUUUAGAGGAGACCCAUCCAUUGUUUGCUUGAAGAGGGAGCUGCCACCAGUCUGCCGUUCAGACUUUGACUGUGAGGUAGAUUUUGGUUGCAUGGAUGGGCUUUGCCGUAAACUAUGUGAGGUACUGGAGCCAUGUGAGAAGCCAACAUUGUGUCAACUGGUCUCCACACAUCCACUCAAGACCAUGACAUGCACCUGCCCCACCCACAUGGUCGUCUCACUCCACGGACUUUGUACCGAUUUGAAAACACAGUUAAGUGUGGGAUGCCGGGCCAACAGUGAGUGUCCCAGCAACACUGCUUGUCUGAACACACGUUGUGUCAGACCAUGCGACUGUGGAGUACAUGCUGAGUGCCAUGUGAUUGACCAUCGCCCCAUCUGUACUUGUCUUCCUGGCUACCAAGGAAACCCCUCAAUUGGUUGCUACAAAGCUGGCUGUACUUUGGAUGAAGAGUGUCCUCAUGACACAAUGUGUCACAGUGGUGUCUGUGUCAACCCGUGCCUGGUGAAUGACCCAUGUGCCAUUAACGCUGAAUGCUACCCAGAAAAUCACCGUGCCAAAUGCCGAUGCCCACAUGGAAUGGAGGGUGACCCAUUCAUCCAGUGUCUUGUGAUAGGAUGCAGAAGCAACUCAGACUGUCCCUCUACCAAGGCUUGUAUUAACCGCCAGUGUGUCGACCCUUGUCUAUACAACAGUGAGUGUGCUCCUAAUGCUAAAUGCUAUGUGUUACAACAUACUGUUGCCUGCCAUUGCCCAGCAGACAUACCAUAUGGUGAUCCUCUGAUUAUGUGUGAAGAUCGACGACUAGAAGUUGUUCCUCCUAAACCGGAGUGUCAAGUUGAUGCUGACUGCCCUAGCAAGAAAGCAUGUAUUAGUGAGCACUGCGUUAAUCCAUGUCACAUGCUGAAUCCUUGCGAUGAAACUACACUGUGUGAUGUAAUUGACUCAGUACCAGUGCGAACCAUGAUAUGCAUAUGUCCAGAGGGCUACAUAACAACUGAUGAAGGAACAUGUAAGAUGAUUGAGAUCCUCAUUCCACCUGGCUGCCAGGAUAACUCUGACUGUCCUGUAGAGGAGGCCUGUAUCAACCGUUUGUGCCGAAAGCCAUGUGACUGUGGACCAAAUGCUGAUUGUGAAGUUAUCAACCAUCAUCCCGUUUGUACAUGCCAAGUUGGGUUCCAGGGUAAUCCUGACAUUGGCUGUUUCCCUAUAGGAUGCCAGCAAGACUCUGACUGUGAAGACCACCAGGCUUGCUAUAAUCCUGUGUGUGCUAACCCUUGCCUAGUAAGCAACCCCUGCUCUGCCAAUGCUGAGUGUUACGCUGAGGGACAUACAGCCCACUGUCGGUGCCCCUCCGGAUUACAGGGUGAUGGCUACACUGAAUGCCUCAUUAUUGGGUGUAGAGCCAAUUCAGAAUGUCCCAGUGAUCGAGCCUGCAUUAAUAAGAAGUGCACUGAUCCUUGUGCAUCUGAGGACCCAUGUGCACCUAAAGCAGAAUGUGUACUUAAGGACCAUCAGGCUCACUGUCGCUGUCCUCCUGGCACCUUUGGGGACCCCAGACAGGAGUGUUUCCCAGUUCCUGAGCCUGAAUGUUCAACUGACAGGGACUGCUCCAGUCAGCUUGCUUGUAUUGAUGAAAAAUGUGUUAACCCUUGCCAAAUACUAAAGCCAUGCCAUGAAAACACUGAAUGCCAAGUCAUUGAUACACUUCCUGUCAGGACAAUGAUAUGCAUCUGCCCUGAUGGCAUGGUCACAGAGCAAGACGGAGAGUGCAAGCUGGUGCCUGCAAUUAAACCCAUAUGUGAGACUAAUUCUGAGUGCCCUUCAGAUUACGCCUGCUUCAACGGUUUCUGUAAAUAUUCCUGCCAGUGUGGUGUCAAUGCCAACUGUGAGAUUGUGGAGCAUCAUCCUCUCUGCACCUGCAAGCUUGGUUAUGAAGGCGAUCCAGAGAGUCGAUGUUAUGACAUUAGUUGUUACGGUAGUGAUGACUGCCCAACCACACACAUUUGCCGCAAUGGGCAGUGUGCUCCAGUGUGUGGCCCCAACAAUGAGCCUUGUGGUGAAGGAGGUGUGUGUCAGGGGGUUGAACAUGAGGCAGUAUGCUACUGUCCUCCUGGCUCGCAGGGUAACCCUCGCACACAGUGUGUCGCCAUUGGCUGUGCCUCUGAUGACGCCUGCCCAGAUGACCGCAGCUGCAUCAACCAGCGCUGCAAGAGUCCCUGUGCCUUGGACCCUUGUGAAAAGCCUGCUACAUGCUUUGUCUCAGACCACAUUCCAGAAUGCCCAUGUCCUCCAGGCUUCAACAGGACUCUAGAUAAUGGAUGUGAAAUGAUUAUUGUUGGAUGUCGCUCGGAUGGAGACUGCCCCAGCGAGACUGCUUGCAUCAACGACCGGUGUAUCGACCCAUGUAGCCUGGAGCCUUGUGCAGAGAAUACAGACUGUGCGGUGAUUGACACAAGUCCUAUCAGGACCAUAGUUUGUGAAUGUCUUCCAGGAUUUCAGGGUGAUGCUGCAGAAAAAUGCACUCCAACUCCAGUGUGCCCAUUCGAGAAGGGUUUCAUUCUGACAGAUGACGACCGCUGUGUGUGUCCAACUGAGCGAAGCUUUUAUGUUGAUGAGAACGGGAACUGCCAGCGAUGCCUUGUUGAGUUAGGCUUCAUACUCACUGAUGAUGGAAGAUGCAUUUGUGACCCUGAGAAGGGCUAUGUGCUGACUGCUGGUGGCAUUUGUGACUGCCCCUUGCCAGGAGUCAAAAAUGAGGAUGGCAAAUGCGUAGUUCGCACAGAGCCGCCACCUCCCAUCGGAUGUACCAGUGAUGAUGACUGCCCCAAUGACAAGGCCUGUGAACAACGUAAAUGCGUCUACCCAUGUGACUAUUAUCCAUGUGCCAAGUUGGCUAAAUGCAUCAACAGAGACCAUCGUGCCAAUUGCACCUGCAUCGCUGGAUAUUCAGGAGAUCCCUACAAGGAAGAUGGCUGCAAAGACAAGAUUGGGAGAACUGACUUUCCUCGGCCAGAGAUGGUGGUCAACUGCCUUGCUGAUGGUGUUCAGGUCGACAUCAAUAUUGGUGACCCUGGAUUCAAUGGCGUCAUGUAUGUGAAGGGCUACUCUAAGAACGAGGAGUGUCGGAGGGCCAUGAGGCCUGACAUCGACACAGGAACCAUUGACUUCAAGGUUAAGUUCAACACCUGUGGCCUCAUUCAUGAAAAUGGUCUGGCCAGAUUCAUCUUGGUGCUGCAGAAACAUCCUAAGCUUGUGACGUACAAUACACAGGCAUACCAUGUCAAAUGCACCUACAACACAGGAGAGAAGACCAUUACUAUAGGCUUCAAUGUAUCAAUGCUGACAACUGCUGGAACAAUAGCCAACACUGGUCCUCCUCCUACUUGCCUAAUGAAGAUAACAGACCCCAAUGGUAACAGCAUCGAAAAUGCAGAAAUUGGUGACUUGCUUAUGCUCAAAGUCGUGGUUGAACCAUCAAACAUCUAUGGUGGCUUUGCGCGAAACUGCAUUGCUCUGACUGCUAACCCGGAUGGUACCGACAAUGAGCACCUUGUGACUGAUGAGAACGGAUGUGCAACAGACCCAUCCAUCUUUGGCGAGUGGGAGCAAGCUGAUGAUGAUGCCAAGACACUUGUUGCCCUAUUCAGUGCAUUCAAAUUCCCAUCCUCUAAUUCCAUACGCUUCCAGUGUAACGUGAGAGUUUGCUUUGGACGAUGCCAUCCCGUCAACUGCAAUGGAUAUGAUGCCUUCGGUAGACGUCGACGUCGAGAAGCUAAUUCUGACGCGGAGGUGUUAUACCAGCCAGAGUCAGUGUAUGAUGGCCAGUUAAGGGAAAUUGAAGUCUAUUCACAGUCUAUCUUCACUGUAGAAACUCGGACCGAGAGAUUUACUGCACCUCAGGAAGAGGUGAUCAGCCCUGAAGAGGUGUGUGUGAGUAAAUGGGGCUUCAUCAUUGCCCUCAUCAUCACAGCCCUGCUAGCCUUGGUGGCGGUGGCAGUGGCAGUGUCCUGCUGGCUCAUGGCCUACAGGCGUCGCCCCAAACAUGGGGGACCACUUCCUCAUCCACCCGAGUUCCCCAAUCCUCUCUUCACCACGCCUGAGCCCCUAGCAGAGCCCUCCCCUGAUUACUUAUCCUGAGGGACCAGAGCCCUCCACUGACUGCUGUGAUCAUUUAUUCUAUACAUUUACUCAGAGAUGAGCACUGUGCUCCCCUCCCCUAAGUCACCAUUUAGUGCAUGUUUUUCAAUUCAAACCAUGAAAAAUUUAAUAGUAUAAUAUUUUUCUCCAGAUAUAUUCCUAUGGUCAUGAAAGUAACAAGUGAGACUCGGUGUGACAGGAGAGUUCCCAGGGUGUUUGUCCCUUUACAAAGACCUUGUCCUAAGUUCAGCAGAAACCACUUGGGGAAUGAACACCAGGGAUGCUGCCUAGUCACACGUGUGUGUGUGUGUGUGUGUGCUUGUGUGUGUAAAACAUCUAUAAGGUAAUGAACAUUCAUGUACUGCUUUUGCUGUUUUGUUUAUUGUACAAAGUAUUAUCUUGAGUAAUGCCCACUGAUUUUUGCCGGACAUAGCGGUGGCAUGUAUUCCCCUUUCAUCUGAGUGGAGCCCUGAGUGUGGUAACCUUCAAAAGGUAAUGCUUGAAUAGCUCAUCUAUAUUCCAAAGACUUGUGUUUUACUGUAUUCUAGGAACAGUUAUGUAAGCUUAGGUUAUCUAUUACAAACAAGUUAGGUGCUCAUGGACAUGUCCCUGUUUUGUCCAGCUUCCUGAAGUGUCAAAAGUAAUAUGGAGAGUUAGUCUCUGGCUAGUGUGUAUGUGUGUGUGUAUGAGUGUGUGUGUGCGUGUGUGUGCCAUAGCUACCAUGAGCCAGAGACUAAGCAGCUCACCAUGUUACAGUGUAUAAAGUUGGUCUGUCAUGGCGGCUAUGGGGAGUCAGAGAUAGUACUGGCAGCAAGGCAGUGCUGCACGUUAGAAGUUAGUGACUUGUCCUUAGUAAUAUUUGCAGAAUCGCAAAGAACUGAUCUCCCCCUAUCUACUUGACAGGACCUCAAAUGAAUGAUUAUAUAAAACUGAAAAUUGUUAUAUUUUGUGCACAUGAGUGCUCUAGGUGCAGUAUGAGAUGUUACCUCUUUUCCUGCAAGCACAGGUAGGAAAUGUGCUGAAAUAAGAGUACUUUGAGGGUAUUGGUGGAUGGUGGGUUGAAAAUGUAACUUAGCUCUCUAAAAGGGCUUCACAACUUUAUACAAGAAUAAUACUUAUGAUUGUUAUGGUUAAAUAAGUUUGAAAACCCACCAGUUCCAGCCAUUACUCUACAAACUUCCUCUGUCUGGGAGUUCAAGAAUUAUGUUUUAUUGAAAACUUCAAAGUUAAUAGCUCUGAAGAAAAUUUUGGGUAUUAUGUGCCUGCAUACUAGUUCAUAGAAAAAUAAUUCUCAUAAAAAUUAUGCCCAUUUUUCUUUUUCUAUUUUCACUAACUAAACAAGGCAAGCUGGCUGUGGCAUUCUGUACAAGUAUGUAACUUGGUUUCAGUACACUGACUUUAACAAAGGCAUAUUCCUUCACUUGUUAUACUCUGUACUGUGAUCUGUGCCUUGGUGCUUGCUUUAAUGCUGAUAUGCCUUUGUUUGACUCACGGGUAACUGUCUUCUGUAUGACUCUGUUUUGGAAGCACUCUUAAUAACUGGUGGUGGGACUUCAAAACUCUAAGAAAUCAGUCUUGGUAUCUAAAUGUAAUAGUUAACAUGGUGGUGGGUGUCUGAUGGGGUAUCCAGUACACACAGCUUGCCUUGUCAAUAUCUGAUCAUAAAUUUAACUUCUCUAUGCUUUAAAACCAUGUUAAUAUCUCACCUGUAAUAUACACCUGUUACCUAAUAAAGGAUAUGGAAUACAA
Molecule: messenger RNA, 33353 nt
Organism: Eriocheir sinensis (Chinese mitten crab)
Lineage: Eukaryota; Metazoa; Arthropoda; Malacostraca; Decapoda; Varunidae
Gene: dpy
Exons: 87
Coding region: 246-31604 (10452 amino acids)
Molecular function (GO): calcium ion binding
Source: RefSeq, a predicted model, not a curated record